Messenger RNA from Penicillium waksmanii, 2289 nucleotides. RefSeq names its product putative sugar hydrolase. Gene Ontology annotation, biological process: carbohydrate metabolic process. Gene Ontology annotation, molecular function: hydrolase activity, hydrolyzing O-glycosyl compounds; carbohydrate binding. Bases 1 to 2289 code for a protein of 762 amino acids. The record is from RefSeq and is a predicted model, not a curated record. The transcript has 5 exons. NCBI's taxonomy places the organism in Eukaryota, Fungi, Ascomycota, Eurotiomycetes, Eurotiales, Aspergillaceae.
AUGAAGUUCACAGAGGGAAUGUGGUGCUUGCGGGAGGGAGUUAACAUCGAAUGGAUGAGCAAUGUCGAAAGACUGCGUGUCCAGCAGGAAACGGUCGAUCUACUACUGAACAAGUUUCAGAGACACCGCGGUGAUACUUUGAAUUCGCCGACCAUCUCAGCAAAGGUGACUUCGCCUUUAGACGGGAUUAUUGGCGUGAAGCUUGUUCAUUGGGCCGGGAAUGUCGACAAUGGCCCUCACUACGCCAUCAACCAAGAAACCGGACACACCACAAUCACCCAGAACCAAGAUACCAAGAAACUCACCUACGCCAGUGGACCGCUUUCCCUAGACAUAAAUUCCAAUCCCAACGAACUAGACUUCGUCUUUCGCAGCGAAUCCGCCAAAAAGCUCACAGGCCAUUCAUUCCGAUCAAUCGGGUACGUCCGUGACACGCGCAGCGUCAAAUACGACACCGCAGAUGGAAUCUACGCCGAGAAACAAGGUUACAUGCUAGCCGAACUAGAUCUCGGCGUCGGGGAAAAGGUUUACGGUCUCGGUGAGAGAUUCGGUCCCCUUGUCAAAAACGGACAGACGGUCGAUAUCUGGAAUGAGGAUGGAGGUACGAGCUCCGAGCUUGCGUAUAAGAAUAUCCCAUUCUAUAUCUCGUCCAAGGGGUACGGGGUCUUUGUCAAUCAUCCGGGUAAAGUGAGUUUGGAAGUACAGUCUGAGCGCACGACGCGGGUGAAUAUCUCUGUCUCUGGCGAGGAACUUGAAUACUUUGUGAUUUUUGGAACGUCGCCAAAGGAUGUGCUCAGGCGGUAUACUACGCUUACGGGGAAACCGGCGCUUGUUCCGGCGUGGAGCUAUAAUCUUUGGCUGACGACGAGUUUUACGACGAAUUAUGAUGAGCAGACUGUUACGGGGUUUUUGGAUGGGUUUAAAGAGAGGGACAUUCCGCUGGGUGUAUUUCAUUUCGACUGUUUCUGGAUGAAGUCAUAUCAAUGGUGUGAUUUUGAUUUCGAUGAUGAGAUGUUUCCUGAUGCCGCGGGCUAUCUUCAGAGAUUGAAAGAUCGAGGAUUGAGGAUCAGUGUGUGGAUCAAUCCAUAUGUCGGGCAGGCUUCUCCCCUGUUUGAGGAAGGGAAGAAAAAUGGUUACUUUAUCAAGCGCACUGAUGACUCCGUCUGGCAAUGGGAUUUCUGGCAAGCCGGUAUGGCCGUCGUGGACUUUACCAAUCCCGCAGCAUGCACCUGGUACACCAACCAUCUAGAAAGACUCAUGGACAUGGGAGUCGACAGUUUCAAAACCGACUUCGCGGAACGAAUCCCAGUAAAAGGUAUAAAAUACCACGACAACUCAGACCCCGCCCGAAUGCACAACUACUACGCCCUCCUCUACAACCGCAUCGUCUACAACGCGCUAAACGCCCGCGUUGGCACAAACCAAGGCCUCCUCUUCGCGCGCAGCGCCGCCCCCGGUGGCCAGCAAUUCCCCGUUCACUGGGGUGGCGACUGCGAGAGCACCUUCGAAGCAAUGGCCGAGUCCCUGCGCGGUGGACUGAGCUUAAUGCUUAGCGGGUAUAUCUUCUGGGCAUCGGAUAUCGGAGGCUUCGAAGGAACGCCGCCGCCGGCAUUGUAUAAGCGAUGGGUACAAUUUGGACUUUUGUCUUCGCAUUCGCGACUUCAUGGGUCCAGUUCGUUCCGGGUUCCGUGGAUAUAUGGCGAGGACUGCUCGGAUGUUUUGCGGGAUUGUGUGAAGAGGAAGAUUCUGCUUACGCCGUAUAUCUUGCAAGAAGCUCUGCGGGGUCAUCGGGAGGGUGUGCCGCUUAUGAGGGCGCUUUUCCUUGAGUUUCCGCAGGAUUUGAAUACAUAUGCUGUUGAUACGCAGUAUAUGUUUGGGUCGAAUUUGAUGGUUGCGCCUGUUUUCUCGGAAGAGGGCGAGGUCACCUUUUAUGUGCCUCGGGUUGAGGAUGAGAGCCAGGGAACUUGGGUCAGCUGGUUUGAUUAUUCGAAAACUUAUGAGGGUGGCCGAUGGUAUACUGAAACUCAUGGUUUUGACACACUGCCCAUUCUUGUUCGGCCGGGAACAGUGACAAUCACGAACCCCUUGCUGAAGGCACCCGAGGAUGCAGCAUUGGAGGGCAUUCAACUGUUGGUCAAUGGCAGAUUAGAUGGUAAAGCUUCGGUGGAUAUUGUGGAUCCUGGUCAAACGGGUGAGGUCUUGAAAACCAUUCAGGUCUCUCCUGCCGCGGAUGGGAAGAGCGUUGAGGUUGAAGGACAAGAAAUCGAGGUGAUCUACUUGCAUAAGUGA